Molecule: messenger RNA, 1548 nt
Organism: Aspergillus wentii DTO 134E9
Lineage: Eukaryota; Fungi; Ascomycota; Eurotiomycetes; Eurotiales; Aspergillaceae
Product: GIY-YIG nuclease family protein
Exons: 2
Coding region: 1-1548 (515 amino acids)
Source: RefSeq, a predicted model, not a curated record
AUGUCGAGGAGAAGCACAAGGACCAGUCGAUCUUCCACUCCUUUAUCACAGAGUGAAAGAUCAUCGCGGGAGUCGGUGCCUCGUGACCCACCUGAUCUCAAGGAUGACACAUCUGAUUCUGUCGAAUCCUCCCCUCAAACUGAUAACCGCUCAGACGUGAAGCGAGUUUCCGGCUUUAUCGAUCAAUAUAAUGAGUCGCCCUGUCCCCCAGAGAAGCGUGCAGCGAAGCCACGAGCCAAAAACACUCGGCGUAGUGAAUCUCCCUCGCCCGAGAAUGGCGAGAAUGAAACUAUUGAUCUGACAAAGUCCGACGAUGAACCCGAUGAUGAUGAAUCCUGCACGGCACCCCAACCCCCCUCUCCAUCCCCCAGCCCCUUGAAUGGGAAUUCUUCCCGGAAGAGUGCCAAAAAAGGUGGCACGCCUUUGAGAAAUUCACCAACUCCCUCACCACCGCUGACGAUAGAGGAAUUGGAAAGCGAAAUCAAAGACAUCAUCACGGAGGCAGAUAGAUUUUAUACGGAGGAGAAACCGGGACAUGUUUAUGUAUUUGCAGACCCCGAUGGAAAAGCCCCUCAUUUCAAAAUCGGCCAGACAAACGACUGGAAAUCUCGGCAGGCAUGGCAUCGAAGUAAUUGCAAAGCCACUUGGAAGUUGCAUAAGAUACCAUCCAACGGCGGAACUCGAGCAUACGUCCACCUGGAGAAGAUAGCACACACCGAACUAACGAAUUUGAAAUACAAUUUUGAAUGUCUUUGUGGCACGGCGCAUAAAGAAUACUUUCUCGGUGAGAAGGACAUGGGACUCGAUGUCCUUCGCUUCUGGGCUCGCUGGAUGAAAGAACAUAGCCCUUAUGACGAGAAUAUCAACCUUUCUCCCUUCUGGGCUGAAAGGCUCAAGAUUCUAGGAGGGGAAGGAUUUGAUAACCACAGAUACAGAUGUCCUAAGGCCGAAUGUCAAGAUGCGGCAGAGGUCAGAACUAGCUCAUGCCAGGCGUGUCUCCGGUUGCGCCUGCAAGCAUGGACUGAACCUACGCGUUGGGACAAAUUUUAUUACGAGCUGUUAUGCAUAUGGAGAAAUGUGGCAUUCAUAUGGACAUUUAUCUGCGAUCCGAAAGUUCAUCUUGUUGCACUCUUUGUGUAUUCUGUUGCUAUGCCCAUUGUUGCUCUGCUCAUUACGUGGGAAAGGGCUUCUAUUUUGAUAUUCUUGCCACCUUUUAUCACCUUUUUUCGCCUCUGGAAAACGUUGUCUCUGUUUGAAAAAAGUCAAUCGGCGAGAGGCCCAACGAAACCCCAAACGCCUGGCAGACAAUCUACUAGGAAGGUUUCAGUAUCACCUACACCAGCCAAAUUGGAAGUUCUCAGUGACCAGGACAUGUCGCCGUCUAUAACACGAUCAAGAAGCAUAAGUGAACUUAUCGACGAUGUCCCCGAGACGCAAAACACCCCCAAAUCUUCGACACCCGGCGCCUCAAAGACAGAAAUGGAUCCGAAAUUCUUGACACCAGAACGGCCAAGGUCUGGUACAAAGCGACGGAAAAGUCACAACUAA